UUUUGGGACAAAGCCGCUGGAAGAUGGAGAAUUGAUGAAGAAUUGGUGGAGGGGUGCAGGGUCCCAGGAGCCAAACAGCUGCAGAGCAGCAGAGAAACACCCAAAUAUAUUUAAAUGAGACCGCUGACAAGAGGGGAGGCGUCAUGGAACCUCAUGUGGGCUCGUUGGUGCCUCUGACCUGGGGGUAGAGCGUGACCGCAUCCGGCACCGCUGCGCUGCCGGACCCCGCGCUGCACCCAAAAUGCUGCUGAAACGGCCCUAAACCCUGCUGCCUGCACGGCCCCAGCUGCCCCAGAGCUGGGGAGAAGGGACGGUGUGGAGAGCUCUGACCCCCAGUGUCCAACCACCGCUUCCAAGUGCUGAGCCUGAUCCUCAGCUCGUGUGGAGCAGCGUGAGGCUCAACAGGACCAUUUUUGUGGGCUGCCACCAGGUCUUGCUGCCUCUCUGUGUCCCCCCCAGCACCUGGAGACGCCUCAGCAGGAGGAUGCUCAACAGCACUUGUGAGUGCUGGAUUCCUGCUGUCACAUCAGCUGUCACCUCUGUGCUCCACGCUCUCCUCUUGCUGGCCCUUUACAUCAUGCUCAGCAGGAAAAUUGCCCAACAUUCCCGUGGGAUGCAGGCGAGCAGCAGCCCUGGGGAGCAUCCCAGCCCUCAUCCCGCCCCAGCUCCGGCCCCGUCACCGGGAGGGGACAAGGCACAGCAGCCUGGGGCACAACAGCCAGGGGCACAAAACCCAGCACCGGCCUGCGCAGGGAGCAGUGACACAUCUUCGGAGACCUCGGAGGACUCGGACAGCUCUUCCUGCCCUCAGGGCCCUGGCUCAGAGGAAAACAUCAACUACACAUCCCUGGUGUUCGUGGGGAAAGGCCAGGAGCCGGGCUCUGCCCAGGACUACGAGAACAUGAAGACUGGGAUGGAUUAUGUCAACGUGGACCCAAAGAAGAGGAAAAUACUUUUCUGGCCCUUCUCCAGCCCCAGGGCAUCCAAGGGUGUGGAGUACACCGAGGUGAAGCUGUGACACCCGGGUGAAGCUGUCACACCGCGGUGCUGCUGCUCAGAGGUGCCCAGAGCCCCCGGCAGCUGCACAGCUGGGACCGUGCCCCUCCCCUGGGGCACUGCCUGGCACGGGCUGCACCACUUGUACCGCUCUGAGCCGCAGGCACAAUUUCCUUGGCGUUUUCCUUAAAGGCAGCACUGUUCCUGAGGGCUGCGGGGCGGUGCAGGAACCCUCAGAGGGUUCCUGAGCUCUCCACUUUUGUGCCAUGGCCCUUUUUCCCUCGUUUCAUGAAAGCAAAUGGAACAUCCCCCCCCAGCCUCUCAAAAUGGGCUGCAGUUCGGAGAGGGAGAUGCAGCGAUCCUCCAAAUACCCACUGAACUGGCUGGCAGCUCCUCUCGAUGUUGCUUUGCUCAUCAGCCUCAGAAAAUCCUUUUAAAUGCAGUUUUUCCACUGGCUUUUCCCUCACCACCCAGCAAGGAUGAUGUUCCCUGUCUCCCACCUUUUGCUUUUCCUGCUUUGUCCCUGCUCCAGGUGCUGGGGUCGGUCUCUCCCCCACCUGGGCAAUGUCCCUGCUCCUCACUCUGCAUUUUGUUAUUUCAGAUCUUUCAAGAAAUAAACUUCCAGAGUGCCUGGGAAUGGGAACUGUGCCCCAGUGGGAGUUCUGUGAGGGGGAUGGAGCUGCUGCCUCCCAGCAUAGCGCGCCGUCCUUAGGGCUGGAGCUGCCCCAAGUGCGUUUUAAAUGGGCUCAGCCACGCUGUGAUUUAAUGAAAUGUUGUGAGACAAUUGAUUUGGGAUCGAUCACGGCAGGGGGAGCCAGGCACUCCUGGUUUCAUGACCUUGGUGUGCAGAUCUGGCCCAACUCAAAGGGCAUGUGAAAGAAAAUGUUCCAAAACCCCCGACAAGUCCUGGGUAACAUUGGAAAUCCCAGGAGAGGUGUGACUGUGGAACUGGAGGUGAGGCCGAAACCAGUCAGUGGAAGCUUCUGAGAAAUCUCCUUCAAAUGCCUGGCG
This is a messenger RNA of Corvus hawaiiensis (hawaiian crow), 2007 nucleotides long. It is a transcript of the gene RHEX, whose product is annotated as regulator of hemoglobinization and erythroid cell expansion. The coding region runs from base 485 to 1018 and encodes 177 amino acids. NCBI's taxonomy places the organism in Eukaryota, Metazoa, Chordata, Aves, Passeriformes, Corvidae. The transcript is spliced from 6 exons. Gene Ontology annotation, cellular component: plasma membrane. The record is from RefSeq and is a predicted model, not a curated record.